Amphimedon queenslandica is the source of this 982-nucleotide messenger RNA. RefSeq lists its product as uncharacterized. Gene Ontology annotation, biological process: regulation of B cell proliferation; B cell activation; negative regulation of B cell receptor signaling pathway. Gene Ontology annotation, molecular function: CD4 receptor binding; protein phosphatase binding; sialic acid binding. Lineage: Eukaryota; Metazoa; Porifera; Demospongiae; Haplosclerida; Niphatidae. The coding region runs from base 44 to 790 and encodes 248 amino acids. The transcript has 5 exons. The record is from RefSeq and is a predicted model, not a curated record. Gene Ontology annotation, cellular component: external side of plasma membrane; extracellular exosome; early endosome.
UAACUCAACACUGAACAGUGAAGAGUACCUUGUACACAAUAUAAUGAAGGAAAGUCAUAACAGUGUGAUAACUUGUCAUGAUAAUACAAACAGCACAUACUUCUAUCUUAAUGUAACAUAUGUUCCAGAGAUUACGCUUUCUCGGGAUAGUUAUUUAGAAAUGGAAGGAAUAGAUUUAACUAUACCAAUAAACAUUUCAGCCAAUCCCCCAGUAGAGAGUGUUCACUGGUAUAUGAAUGGUGCUCCUAUUAAUGAUACAAAUGUGAUGACAUCAGAUGACAGUAUAAUGUUUCAAGACCUUGAUAGAAUGCAUGGUGGGAACUACAGUGUGCAAGGUCGUAAUAGUAAAGGAGAUGGAGAUAAUGCUACCUUCUUGUUAAUUGUGUAUUUUGACAUAGAGUUCUCAGCAAGUGUUAAUGAGAGUAACAUGACAACAGUAGAAUUGGAUGAAGGAGAGAUGUAUACAAUAAACUGCUCUCUGUCAUCAGUUGGUUCUCAUCCACCCAACACUACUGUACACAUACAACAAAGCAAUGGAAGUUUGAUAUAUGACAAAUUAGAGAUGAAUAUCACAGCAAGCAGAGACACCUAUUACCUCUGUGUAGCUGAUAAUGGGAUGAACACAGCUUAUUUCAACUAUAGCAUCACAGUGAUUUCUGCUACAACUCCAUCACCUUCGCCAACAUCAUCACCAAUGCCAAGUACUACACCAACAGGAGCAGGUUAUACUGUCACUGUUAGCUUUGGACUGCUCAUCAUUGCUAUUGUCCUAUCUUUCUUUGUCAACUGAAAAGAGACUAUAUAGCUCUUUCAUUACGUGUACUGUAGGAACCUUCUGUAUCAUUACUAUACUGUAGAGUGCACUGUUGUUGUUAUUGUAUUUGCAUGUAUGUAACUAUAAUAAUAAUAGAAAUAUUGUUGGUAGAUUAAAUUUAUUAUAAAAAAUAACAAUUCGCGACAAAUAUUAGGAAUAAACUAAAAA